This is a messenger RNA of Benincasa hispida (wax gourd), 1012 nucleotides long. Its product is annotated as profilin-like. NCBI's taxonomy places the organism in Eukaryota, Viridiplantae, Streptophyta, Magnoliopsida, Cucurbitales, Cucurbitaceae. Gene Ontology annotation, cellular component: cell cortex. The record is from RefSeq and is a predicted model, not a curated record. Gene Ontology annotation, molecular function: actin monomer binding.
AAAAGAGUUGGUCAGACACACAAUGUUGUGAUAUCAAAAAGAAAAGAGUUGAUCACAGCGUUGUGGCUGCUUUGUAAUAACUCGAGGUAGAUUCAAUAAUUUGUAGGCUUAUAAAUUUGAACUAGUUCUCAAUCUAUCUUGAACGUUAAAAAAACGGUCAGUAAUUUCUCCAAAAGAGGUGUGGUGUCAGCACAUAGAGAAGAAUCUAGGGACGCAUGCAAUUCGGAGGAACCCAUUUGGCCGCUCUCUGUUUCAUCACCGACUGGUUAGUUUAGCGCCCGAAGCAGCUCUUUAUUUUCUGAACGAAAACCAGUGAGCUUAAUCGAUUCAAGGGGAAGAAGAAGAUGUCGUGGCAACCGUACGUGGAUGAGCACUUGAUGAUGUGCGACACUGAAGGCAACCGUCUCUCUGCUGCUGCGAUCAUUGGCCAAAACGGCACUGUUUGGGCUCAGAGCUCCAAUUUUCCUCAGUUGAAGCCAGAAGAGUUAACAGCCAUUAUGAAUGAUUUUGCACAACCUGGAUCACUUGCGCCAACUGGUUUGUUCCUUGGUGGCACUAAGUACAUGGUCAUUCAAGGUGAACCGGGUGCUGUCAUAAGAGGAAAAAAGGGUGCUGGCGGGAUUACUAUUAAGAAGACUAAUCUGGGUUUGAUCAUCGGUAUUUAUGAUGAGCCUGUAACUCCUGGUCAGUGCAACAUGAUUGUCGAAAGGCUAGGCGAUUACUUGAUUGAGCAGGGACUGUAAUUUGCUUUUGUAGUAAGCGGUCUGCUGAUUUUGUUGGGGUUUUUCAUUUGUAUCUGUACUGCUAGCGUAGGAUUUGCCUAAUGAGUACUGAAGUUAGUAAUCUGAUCCUUAGUAAGCUGCCAGAAGUUGUAAAAACUAUACUUAAUGCUUUGGGAAACUUGUGUUCCAUGUAUUUAUUCCCAUGAUUUUGGACUAUCAGGUCUCCUAGUGAGGUGUUGUAGCUUGAUGACUUUGUUUAAUUUAUAUGGUGAGAACUUUGGAUUCCUUCA